CCUGUCGAACUUGAACUUGACGGGAAACGGUAUACCCGGAAGGUCGAUGAAUUAGGGAAGAAGGUCGCCUGACACCGUAUAAAAUCAGCUAAUCAAAUUGAUUGACCUCCUGAUCUUGAAUGGGUUCCUACCAGCUGAUGACUCGAGCAAAAAAAAAAGAAAAAAAAAGAAGAAGGAUAUUCCCCUGGAAUCACUUUAAAAACAGUCGCUUUCCUGACUUGCAGUAGUUGAACCAAGCCGGAUCGGGCUAGCUCAACUCACAACACAAAUUCAGUCAACGGAUAGAAGAGAAUGUAAAGGGUUUUUUUUGUCGAUUGUGUUGGUGUCAUGGCGCAAAUACUGGGAAGCAGUCUGGAAGCAGCAGUGUUUGUUGUUACUGCGAAAAAGAGAUAGCAAACAGGGUUUAUAAUUUCUGACAACCCCGAGAUUCCCAAAAUAGUUGAAGCUGUCGACGAAUGAAUGUUGGAGUCAUAUACUGCAGUGACAGUUUGAGAUCGAUCCGUCAACUUGAGGAGAGGAAGAGUUGGAAAGAAGCACCGAUCAGAACUCCCGCGCAAUUUGCCGUGGAAGAUGCCUCGUUUUCUUCGUUUUCCUACUUUUAUAAAUAUGUUUACAAUGAUCUCAUAUGGCGAAGUAUAUCAUCAUUAUUUAACAGUGAGUAAUGUAUGAAUUGAUACGGUCGAUUGGAUCAGAAGAAACCUCGCCGGUUCUGUAGUAUACUUGCAUUGUUAACCGUUCGGCAAUUCAAUCUUCAGACUUGAAAACAAGGAUUUAAAACCUCAACUAUUUCUUUGUUCGCAUCACCUUUUCUUAUCGGAAUGCUUUGGCUUUUUCUACAAAGCAAUAUUGUCGACUUUUGCAAGCAAGAAUUCGAUCUUCUUGCAUGCAUUGUCACAACAUUGUGAUGCGCUGGCUCUAUGAUUGUUAACGUAGCCAGUUUCUACCCCGUCCUGCGUAGGUGGAGGCUUUACCAAACGUCAAUAUCUAUGAUCAUCACUCACACCAAGAAGCCGUAUUGUCAUCAAUCGGCUCAUCUUUUUACGCUCGACCAUCACUCAAACUCCAUCUGAAGUGCCCGCAACAAAGAUAUUGCAUCGCAUCCAUUCGGCAUGGGAAAGUUUCUUUUUGAAGUAAAAUAAACUAGGACGAUUGCUUGCCGAGGAAGGAAUGCGAGCUUAUUGCGUUGAUUUAAUAUGCAGACAGAUAUUGAUAUAAUUUCACAUUUGUAGCCUUGACGCCAGUGUCCUACUGAUAAGGUCUGGUCCAUUCCUGCCGAGUCCGGGCCAAAGUUUAUCACCCCCGUACAGGGGUAUGAGACAGAACCAAGGAGGGUGCCAUCUUACAGUCUUAUCUCUGUUUACAUUGCUCAUUGACAAGAAAUAUUCGCAUCACUUGAGGAUGACAGCACGCCUUUGAAACAUUGUUUCAUCUUGGAUGUAAUCGUGGAGAUAAUCAUCUGAAGAGGUUGGAAUAUAGCGCGUACCUUGGAGUUUGGACAUACGAAAGAAUAUUAUACGAAUGGUGGAGGAGGCUGAGUAGUUCAUCUCCGUUUAUAGCUGCUUGAAAAGUCUCCUCAUCUUUCAUUCGACGACACUCGGUCUGCUCCCUUUGUCUUGAGUUAAACACGAAUUAGCGUGCACCUUCAACACCACUACCUCUUUGCAAAGAUGCUUAAUGUAUUGUACUGCGUACUAAGGAGAGUUUCAUCCUUAAAAAGAAUAUUUUCUUAGUUCUUUUCAUCUUCCAGUUACUGCUAUCGUUUUCGUUUUUGGCGGUGUGGAGUUGUUCGAUCGGUGCAGAAGCUGUCACGGUAACCAACAUGGCUUGCUUCGCCAUAACGUAUUCCGUUACAUUCAUUGUGAUCCUGUUAUACCGCAUGUGGUGUGUAGGAGCUGUGUUCAACAGCAAAAGAACUUUGACCCGAGUGGAAGAAACCUUGCUUCAGGAGUACCGGAUGCAGGUUGCGCGGAAACUAACGACAAUUGAAUCGAGUCGGGACUUCCUCCGCAUCUUCGUGGCCAACAACGAGAUCGAGCCGACGUUUGUUUCCAUGGUCAACAAGACGGUACAGAAGAAGAAAGGAAGGUUCUUCGCGCAAGGCGUUGCUAUCCAUUUUAAUGAAGAAAUCAGUAAUCGAGCCAUGGAAGCUUGGAUAAGGCACGGUGAUUCGGUCGGUUGUUCCGAGCCUCAGCCCCAGAUGUUGGACAUGUUUGAAGAACUUGGAAUAUCUCGCGGAAUAGGGACGUACGUCUACCCGAGCUGUACCUGGGUGAGACGUUGUGGGGGUAGCGGGUGUUGUACCAGCGAUUUACAGGAGUGCGCAAGCGUUCCCGGGACGAGAACCAACGUAACAAAGCCGUUUGUAAUGAUAGCAGAAACUGGUUUUGAUGAAGGAUUACAAGUUACUACUGAAAGUCAAUUUCUGAAUUAUACCCUCUAUGAAGACACGGCCUGUGCUUGUAAAAAUCGACCUGAAGGGGAACUCCCAUGCGCACCCGUCACAUGCCCAUCGAACCAAGGCUUCAGUGUGGCUACCUGUGGGUGCAAGUGUCUCAAGGAUUGCCCGGGCCCUUACAUCCAGGAUCCAGACACUUGCCAAUGCGACUGUCGACCUGGGGACAAGCAAUGUCUUAAAGUCAUGCGAGGGAAAAGAGCGUUACCUGCGGCUGAUUGCCUAUGUGUUGGGCAUGGCUGCGAGAAACCGAAAUGCAGACGACACUGGGGUUUCUCAAUCGCUCGUUGCAGGUGUGAAGAAAGAGCGCCACCUACCGUCUGGGCACGGAUGUACAAGAUCAACAACGAAGUUCCCGUACCCGUCGAGACCCAGACCCACAAAGAACCAACCAAUGAAUAUGCUUCGGGGAUGACGCCGCCUCUCACGUCUGCCGAAACGACCACCAUCGUCACACCUUUAAUUCUAGAAGAAGACGACGAUGAAAACGAUAAUGACGAAGCGGAAGGAGAAGAUGAAGCCACAACUGAAAGAGGUUCAUCAUCGUCUUCGUCUACUGACGAAAUUUUGACAGAGGACCCCGACCCAUACGACCCUUUGGUUCGAGUUCCAGUUGCUCCAGAACAAAGAUACGCCGGUGGACGUCAAUACCAACAUCAGGUGCAGCAUGAAACAAGGACAAUUGGAUCAAGAUCUUACAACCAUACAAGUGCCUCCAGAGGUAGUACUGUCUUUGAGGAAUCAUCCAGGCGAGGAAGUCGCAUCGGACAGGAUCCCGAGGACACGACAUCGGUAAAUGACACAACCGAGACGGCGACGUCGGGAACGACGACGACGACGCGUCAGGACUCCUAUGCACAUCGCCGAGGACGGUUUCUUGGACGCGUUGGUUUAGAGGAUGACGAGGAUGAGGUCGUAGCCGAACUAGGAGAAGUUGGAAGUGGGUCGGUACCAAUGGAUGAUGAUGAUUAAAGUAGGACCUACAAAUCACUCUGUGCCAAGAACUGAUUUAUGCUAAAAGCUGGACCUGAAAAUCACUGAAGUUCAUCGUAAUUUGAGAACUAUUUGUGAGCUGUCGGUUGCAGACAUUGACAUUUCGAGAAUGUUCGAAAUGAUGACUGUUACGAGAGUGGAAACGAAAAGAAGCAAAACAAAUGGUAUUCUUGAGGAACUAAAUGCAGGCAUCUUGUUGUUCUAAAUCCAUUCACUGAACAUUGCUGCAUAGUUAUUAUUUCAUAGUAUUGUUUAUUUUUGUGAGACGUGGAAACUAGACUGUUAAUUUGUAUGAUACCUUUAUUAUAGACUGCUGCAUGAUUGUUGUAAUAUUGCAAUUAUUUUAUGUUGGUUUUCUUUUUUAUUGUAAUUUCGCAUAACUACAUAUUCGUUUUAAUUAAUACACAGCCCCAGAGUAUUGUUAAUCAGUAUUGAUCAAUAUUGAAUAAUAUAAUAUUUUAUCCCCAGUUGACAUUUAUGUUAUUUCUUAACCCCCUUUAAAAAUACAUUUUACUGUUGAUUUUAUUAGGUGGCGAUAAAUACAUUUAUUAACUUGUUCUUUCUUUCAUUCACCUAGUUAUUCAUUCGUUCAUCCAUUCAUUCUUUCAUUCAUUCAUUCAUACAGGCUUUUAUCAAUUAAUUCAGUUAUUCAUUACCUCCGGCCUCCGGGCAUUCUCCCCAUUAAUAAAAUAAUCAUUGAAUUAACUCUUUCUUUUUUUCUUUCAUGCAUUCUUUUAUUCAUCCAUCCAUUAUUAUGCGUUUUUUUCGAGAAUUACAUCAUUGUAACAUGGAUAUACGCAUGAUUUUUUUUGUUUUGUAUAAAAUCGCACAUAAUAAUCAGUGGCUCAAUGAGCUAAAAUUUUGAGGGGGUGAGAUAUGGCUCAUUGCGCAAAAUUUCCGAUAUUUUUGUUACAAAAAUCCAAUUUUGUGAUAGAUUUUGACAAAACUAUUCCGAAGAUGGUAUCAUAUUUCACCCUUCUCUCUUUCCUUGAUUUCCUUUUCUCAGUUUUUUUUUGUGUUUUGGGGGGAUGCCCCCUCCCCAUUCUGUACGUCACUGAUAAUAAUGUCCAUGUACUUAUAGAAGUAGGGAGCGAAACAAGUUUGUUGAUUACAGACUAGUUACUUUGCUGUAUUUGGAAUAUGAAUUCAGUCAAAUUGAAGGAUCUGAUGUACUUUGAAAAGGUGGAUUUGACGAUUUAGGGGACGAUAUUCCGUUUUUUUUUUCAAGAUAUGUUGGAAUUUGAAUGUAUGUAUGACGUGAAAAAUUGCCUCUGAUGAGGUAUGAUCAGGCGCGGAUCCAGGAGGGGGCCGAGCCGGCCCCGCCCCCCUAUUUUUUGACAACCUGCUGAAAAAAGUUUA
Molecule: messenger RNA, 4804 nt
Organism: Lytechinus variegatus (green sea urchin)
Lineage: Eukaryota; Metazoa; Echinodermata; Echinoidea; Temnopleuroida; Toxopneustidae
Exons: 7
Coding region: 1820-3424 (534 amino acids)
Cellular component (GO): membrane
Molecular function (GO): growth factor activity
Source: RefSeq, a predicted model, not a curated record